Cylicostephanus goldi is the source of this 123-nucleotide messenger RNA. NCBI's taxonomy places the organism in Eukaryota, Metazoa, Nematoda, Chromadorea, Rhabditida, Strongylidae. The record is from the annotation of a GenBank genome assembly.
AUGUUUGAACAUUACAGGUCGAUUGUCAUUUCAAACAACAUUCAGCUUCUGUCUAAAGAGACCACCUUGGACUUUAACCCAGAGGAUGUCCGAAAUAUCCGUAAACUUAGCAAGAAGAAGGAC